AUGGAGAUCCCCGAAUCUGAUUUGGAGGAGAGAUUUGACAAAGGCAGAGGACCAGGUGGUCAAGCAAUCAACAAAACCAAUUCCGCCGUUUCUCUCAUCCAUCUUCCCACCGGUAUCCGAGUGCAGGCACAACCUACACGAUCACGCGAAGAAAAUAGGAAAGCGGCACGACGUAUUUUAGCUGAGAAGCUGGAACUUCUAUCUGCUCAGAAAGCGUUCGAAGAGGCAUCAUCAGACAAUAUCAAUAUCGACGGAGAAAGCAGCCGAGAUUUGAGCAGGAAGGACAAAGAGAGACAACUAGCGGGCGUUUGGUCGAAGCAGGAGAUCAAGUGGGAGAAGGAAAGACGACGGAAAGCCAAUCGAGCAAAGAAGAGCAAGAAGAAGAAAGAGUCGGGAAGCCUAACGGGAGAACAGGAAGUGGAGGAAGACAAAGAGAUAUGA
This is a messenger RNA of Tremella mesenterica DSM 1558, 441 nucleotides long. RefSeq lists its product as uncharacterized. Lineage: Eukaryota; Fungi; Basidiomycota; Tremellomycetes; Tremellales; Tremellaceae. Gene Ontology annotation, cellular component: mitochondrion. Bases 1 to 441 code for a protein of 146 amino acids. The record is from RefSeq and is a predicted model, not a curated record. The transcript has 2 exons. Gene Ontology annotation, molecular function: translation release factor activity. Gene Ontology annotation, biological process: translational termination.